Molecule: messenger RNA, 2691 nt
Organism: Gadus morhua (Atlantic cod)
Lineage: Eukaryota; Metazoa; Chordata; Actinopteri; Gadiformes; Gadidae
Gene: cldn23l
Product: claudin 23-like
Exons: 1
Coding region: 1-783 (260 amino acids)
Cellular component (GO): membrane; bicellular tight junction
Molecular function (GO): structural molecule activity
Source: RefSeq, a predicted model, not a curated record
AUGCACACCCCAGCCACCAUGGUGAUGGGGAUCGUGUUCGCCCCGCUCGGGCUGGUCCUGGUCCUCACCGCCUCCAUCACGCCCCAGUGGAGGGAGGGGCAAGCCCGCCUGGGUCUGACGGGGCCGGGCUCCCCGCCCCGCUCCAAGGCGCGGGGCGGCGGGGGCCCGGGGACCCUGGCGGCCGUGGAGACGCUGCUCCUGCUGCGCUCCGACGGCCUGUGGGAGAGCUGCCUGCAGGUGGUCCAGUCGGAGCUGAAGCAGUGCUGGCCCGUCACGGGGGCCUACCAACGGGACCCCCGGCUGAGGCUGGCCCGGGGCCUGGUGCUGAGCUCCUUGUUCCUGUGCGGCACGGGCAUCGUGCUGGCCAGCGUCGGCGUGCGCUGCUGGAGCGACGUGCCCCUGAGGGGCGUGGCCGCCCUGGGGGGCUUCCUGGUGGUGCUGGCGGGGCUGCUGAGUCUGACCGCGCUGGGGGUCUACACACACAACCUGGGGAGGCUGGGCGUGGAUAACCCCGGGGAGGGCCCCGGGAGCGGCGGCGGCGGCGGCGGCGGGGGGGCCCCGCGCUACCCUCACCUCACCCUGCGGCCGGCCGGGUCGCUGUACUUCGGGUGGCUGGGCUCCUGCAUCCAGGUGCUCGGGGGGGGCGCCUUACUGCUGAGCUUCAAGAGGCCCUGGUGCCCGGCGACACAGGCCUGCCCCGAGCUGACCGCCUGCCCCGCCUGCCGGUCCUGCCCCGAGCUCAGCAGCAGUCCGGAGACGGAGGUGUAUGAGAUGAGCUGCUAGGGAGGACCAGCGCGGCCCGGGCAUAACGUCCUCUAAAGGGGGGACGCGGCUGUCGGUGUCAACGAGGAUCAUACUCAAUACUUUCCAAUCGUUUACAACGGGACCAAAUUUAUAAUGACAUUUAAGACCAAAUUUUACAAAACUAUGACUUACGAAAGAAAUACAACAGAGAUGUGUGUUCAACAUAGAUGUCGAUGACGUAUUGGAUGGGGGAUGUAUGAAAUGUUGAAAGCCAGAACUGAAUGCAGUGCUGUCUGCAGAGACACCUUUAAAUGGACUUGCUACCUUAACUGCGAAAUUGAUAUUGUGUAUUAGGUUGGCCAAGAGCAGUCUGCCAUGAGUUCUGAUCUGUACCCGCUUUCGUUUUUGAAUGGUUGUUUCUGUUCUUGUUGUGAUUGUUUCGGUUAGGAAGAAACUCUGUUCAUUGAAAAAAUAUAUAUAUAUUUAGACUAGAUGAGUAGAUGUUGAAAUACGGUGUUGAAAUAUUGCCCUUAAAUGGGAUGAAAUGUGACUACCUUUUAAAUAAAUGUAGACAUUGCGAUGUAAAUGUAUGUUAAUGAUCCAUAUUACACAUCUUCAAUUACAACUGUUGUUGUGUUGUUUUAUGUGAGCAAAUUGCAAUUGCACAUAAUACUCCUUACCUAUUACUUAUUUAAUAUGCUUAUGCAAGUUUUUGUCCCUUUUGGAUAAGCAGCAGCGUUUCCAGAAUAAACCGUUUUUUUCACAUUAGCUCCAUUGUCUCUCAAUGAAAAGAUAUUUCUUCUGCUCUCUGGUCUAGACAUGAUUUGAGACUAUUUGUUAUAUUGAUGAGAAAAAGAGAAGAAUGUAUUAGCGGUUUGGUUUUGUUGUUAGUAACUCAAUUGUCCCCUGCCUUUUCAGUCUUUUGUAAUCUGCCAACAUGACAAGUAUAUGGCAAAAAAUAUAGAAAAGCGUUCUGGGACAUUAUCUCACAAAACUGCUUUAUAAAGAACGGGGGCUUCACUUCAACAAAGGCCUUAUCUUUCAGAAGAGAGUCGAUACAUUUCGGUUAGCAAUAAUAUGAGUAAAAUAAUGAAGUGAAAAUGUGUGUGAAACUGGCAUCAAAAAAGGAAUAGCAUUUUAGCAUUCUUAUGGCUAAUGAAUGUGUUGUUGGAGAGAGGCAGAAAGGUCCCUUAUAACUAAGAGAUCGAAGAGUUUACCGUCUAAAUGUCAAUGAAGUUUAAUGAAUUAUCUGGCCGAUUGCAGUUAAAGGACAUUUUAAGAUGGCCUUGCAGUCUGUACAAUCUUCAGCUUUGAAUUUGUGUAUUAUCAUGUUAGGCGCCAGUUGUCGAUAACAAAGUACGGGGUUAGGGUUAGGGAAAAAAACACUACAUUAUUAACUUCUUCUUGGGGGGUUAGUGCUUAUGAGUGCUUAUUAGCUGAUAUGUGUUGUGUGAGAGAACUGUAUAGGACUGUAUAGUGAACGGAUGAGGUACAAAGAUUUAUAGCAGCUUAUUCAGACAAGAGCCUGGAAACUGACAACAGACGAGAAGUGUACAUGAAUUUAUUACCAUCAACACAAUUUGUAAUCUCACUUUUACCCAACAUUACAUUGUUGUAAAAUUGUAUUUACAUUAGAAGAACACAAUAAAAGACAACCCCAUUGUAAUCCAAUUGGAAGAGCAGUGUACUCAUAGUUUCAGUAGAUCAGAAGGACAACAUUAAUACUCUAUUUAUAAAAAAUGAAUUCCACUUGACAAUACUAAUUCUUAAAAAAGGUAGACAACCAAUUUUCGGCAUGGUGCUUAAGAUGUGUAUCUCUAUAUUAUUUAAAGAGAAGAUACACACUUCACCCCUCCUGUGAGCUUUCUGACAUCCAUCACCCUUGUCUACAGUGAAUAGCGGUCAUUGUAUACAAAGUUGACAUUUAUUUCUGAGUAAAAAAAAAAG